Parasteatoda tepidariorum (common house spider) is the source of this 3434-nucleotide messenger RNA. RefSeq lists its product as uncharacterized. Lineage: Eukaryota; Metazoa; Arthropoda; Arachnida; Araneae; Theridiidae. The record is from RefSeq and is a predicted model, not a curated record.
CACGGCACUCUCAGUAAUCGUGUGCAAUGUUGCACUCAUUACCCCACCUUGUGAACGCAGCUCUUUUUAGAGUACUAUAAAAGAAAGGGGGUGGAGCAUAGGCAGUUAAUUAGAUUUGAUAAUCUGUUUUUGUUUGAAGCAAUUUUAGAAGCCUUUGGGUGAUUUAGUCUACUGAAAUAAUCCUCCUUAUUUGACCAAAAAGCUAUCAUGGAAACAAAAGAAAUUCAGCGAAAGGAAUGCUGCUGCGGUGGUGACUGUAAAUGUUGCACCUCACAAUGCUGCGAGGGUAACUCUUGCACCUGUGAAAAUGUCUGUCCCUGCUGCAGAUGUUGCCAAGCAUCUAAGCUAGACAGUGAUGAGAUGUGUUUGUGCUGCGAAGAAAAAGGAUGUAAAAACAAAGCCACAUGCGAAAAUGAUUGCAAAUGCAGCGGAAACCAAUCCUGCAAAACCUCUAAAGAUUGCUCUUGUGGAGAUGCCUGUCAAGGCGGCCAAAAGUGUCAUUGCAAAGUUGUUGGCGCAUCUGGAGAUUCUCUUCAAUGCUGUGGCUCAGGCACUUGCAAAUCCAAAAUCGUCUGCGUCUGUGGAGAUUCCUGUCAAUGCUGUGGUGCAAAUACCUGCAAAGUCACGACUGUCUGCGUGUGUGGAAAAUCCCGUCAAUGCUGCAGUGAAAAUACUUGUAAAGCUAAAAUCGACUGCGUCUGUGGAGAUUCUUGUCAAUGCUGUGGUGCGAAUGCUUGUAAAGUCAAAACCGACUGCGUCUGUGGAGAUUCUUGUCAAUGCUGUGGUGCAAAUGCUUGUAAAGCCAAAACCGACUGCGUCUGUGGAGAUUCUUGUCAAUGUUGUGGUGCAAAUACCUGCAAAGCUGAAACCGACUGCGUCUGUGGAGAUUCUUGUCAAUGUUGUGGUGCAAAUACCUGCAAAGCUAAAACCGACUGCGUCUGUGGAGAUUCCUGUCAAUGCUGCGAUGCAAAUGCAUGCAAAGCUAAACCCGACUGCGUCUGUGGAGAUUCCUGUCAAUGUUGCGAUGCAAAUGCAUGCAAAGCUAAAACGGACUGCGUCUGUGGAGAUUCCUGUCAAUGCUGUGUUGCAAAUAAAUGCAUAAUUAAAACGGACUGCGUUUGUGGAGAUUCCUGUCAAUGUUGUGGUGCAAAUGCCUGCAAAGUCACAACUGUCUGCGUGUGUGGAAAAUCCUGUCAAUGCUGCAGUGAAAAUACUUGUAAAGCUAAAAUCGACUGCGUCUGUGGAGAUUCUUGUCAAUGCUGUGGAGCAAAUGCUUGUAAAGCCAAAACCGACUGCGUCUGUGGAGAUUCUUGUCAAUGCUGUGGUGCAAAUACCUGCAAAGCUAAAACCGACUGCGUCUGUGGAGAUUCCUGUCAAUGUUGCGAUGCAAAUGCAUGCAAAGCUAAAACGGAUUGCGUGUGUGGAAAUUCCAGUCAAUGCUGUGGUGCAAAUUCCUGUAAAGUCACAACUGUCUGCGUCUGUGGAAAUUCCUGUCAAUGCUGCAGCGCAAAUACUUGUAAAGCUAAAACCGACUGCGUCUGUGGAGAUUCCUGUCAAUGCUGCAGUUCAAAUGCAUGCAAAGUCAAAACUGCAUGCGUCUGUGGAGAUACAUGUCAAUGCUGUAGGGCAAAUACCUGCAAAAUCGAAACUGCCUGCGUGUGUGGAGAUUCCUGUCAAUGCUGUAGUGCAAAUACCUGCAAAGUCAAAACUGCAUGCGUCUGUGGAGAUACAUGUCAAUGCUGCAGUGCAAAUACAUGCAAAGUCAAAACUGCUUGCGUCUGUGGAGAUACAUGUCAAUGCUGUAGUGCAAAUACCUGCAAAAUCGAAACUGCCUGCGUCUGUGGAAAUUCCUGCCAAUGCUGUGGUGCAAAUACCUGCAAAGUCACAACUGUCUGCGUCUGUGGAGAUUCCUGUCAAUGCUGCGGUGCAAACACCUGCAAAGUCAAAACUGCCUGCGUCUGUGGAGAUACAUGUCAAUGCUGUGAUGCAAAUACUUGCAAUGAUAAAACCGAUUGUGUGUGUGGAGAUUCCUGUCAAUGCUGUAGUGCAAAUACCUGCAAAGUCACAACUGUCUGCGACUGUGGAAAUUCCUGCCAAUGCUGUGGUGCAAAUAUCUGCAAAAUCACAACUGUCUGUGUCUGUAAAAAUUCCUGUCAAUGCUUCGGAGCAAAUGCCUGCAAGGUCACAACUGUCUGUGUCUGUGGAAAUUCCUGUAAAUGCUGCGGUGCAAAUAUCUGCAAGGUCACAACUGUCUGCGCCUGCGGAGAUUCUUGUCAAUGCUCUGGCGAAAGCUCCUGUAAAGCUAAAACUGCCCAUUCCUGUGGAGAUUCCUGUAAAUACAGUGGCAAUAGCUCCUGUAAAGUUAAAACCGCCUGCGCCUGUGGAGAUUCAUGCAAAUGCUGUGAAACAAGCUCCUGCAAAGCUAAUACUGCCUGUGUCUGCGGAGAUUCUUGUCAAUGUUGCGGAACAACAUGCUGCAAAGCUAAAUCUGAGUGCGUCUGUGGAGAUUCGUGCCAAUGCUGUGGUGCAGAUUUCUGCAAAACCAAAACAGACUGUGUGUGUGGUGAUGCCUGUCAGUGCUGCGGUGAAAAUACCUGCAAAGCCAAAACUGACUGCGUCUGUGGAGAUUCUUGUCAAUGUUGUGAGAAAAAUACCUGCAAGGCCAAAAUAACUUGCGUCUGUGGAGAUUCCUGCCAAUGCUGCAAUUUAAGUUCCUGCAAAACUAAAGCUGGCUGUGUGUGUGGUGAUUCAUGUCAAUGUUGUGGAUCAAACAGCUGCAACACAAAAUCCGUCUGCGUCUGCGGAGAUUCAUGCCAAUGCUGCUCCCUAAGCACAUGUAAGACAUUUUGUGCUGAUUCUGACACUGGCUGUGGAAAGACCUGUACCUGCUAAUUUCUCAUUCUUUAAAGUUACAAUUGGAUGCUGUAUCAUAUAUAGAAGCAAAAAAAAAAUUUAUGUUUGAAAUUAAAAGUAUAUAUAUGGCUUUCAUUAUAACGGAAUAUUUUUGGAGUUACGUGAAUAAUAAGAACACUAAGAGCAGAUGUUGCUGCUUUUUAAUUAAGUUAAUUAGGUCUUUAGAAAGCAUAAAAUUAUAAAUUGACACAAUUAAAAUAAAUUUUUAACAAAAAUAAUAUUGCUAACGCGCUUUUUUACUAUAGAUAAUUUUGAAUUUUAAUUUUAUAUAUCUUUGAGAAUAAUAAACACAAAAUCAAUUAUUCGUAUUUAUGAUUUGUGUUGUUUAAAUUUUAUAAUUUAUUCACUUUAUUUAUGUCUAAAUUAAUUUUUCACUUCAUUAGAGAAACUGUGGUUUUCAGACUAGUUUAAUUAUUAUUGAGUUGAUUAUUUCUUUAAUUUAUUUUAGUUUGUCGUGAAUUCUAUAAUGUAAAGUAAUAUUUGUAUGAAUUAAUAAAGUAUGUUUUUUUAUUAAAAAAAAA